AUGUUUGCUGGGGAGCUGCCACAUUGGCUUGGGUCGCUCCCAGUAUUAUCUGCUCUUAGUUUGAGGAAGAACAUGUUCAAUGGGACAUUACCUGAUUCAUUAAGCAAUUUGGAGAAUCUCAGAGUUCUUUCACUUUCACACAACUACUUCUGUGGUGAAGUACCGGACUUUAGCCGGUUGACCAACCUUCAGGUGCUUGAUUUAGAAGAUAAUGACUUUGGGACCGAGUUUCCUCAGCUCGGGAACAAGUUGGUCACUUUGGUUUUGAGCAAGAACAAGUUGGUCACUUUGGUCACUUUGGUCACUUUGACUUUGGGCCUACUGAAAUAA
Linum trigynum is the source of this 330-nucleotide messenger RNA. NCBI's taxonomy places the organism in Eukaryota, Viridiplantae, Streptophyta, Magnoliopsida, Malpighiales, Linaceae. The record is from the annotation of a GenBank genome assembly.